This is a messenger RNA of Vicugna pacos (alpaca), 361 nucleotides long. The record is from RefSeq and is a predicted model, not a curated record. Lineage: Eukaryota; Metazoa; Chordata; Mammalia; Artiodactyla; Camelidae.
CCAGGAAGCGGCUCCGGCAGGGCUCUCCCGCAGCAGGCGGCUGCCCGCAUGCCGCGUUCCCGAAGCCUGCCGGCCUUCCCGACCUCCUCGCCUCGGACUUGGCCACGGAAGCCGCCCGGAAGUGUGGGGGGCAGCAUCGACGGGUUGCAGAGGGUCGUGGACAGUUACGUGGCUUCCCGGCCAGAGAAGCAGAGUCCGCCGGGGAGCUCCGAGACGCUGAGGAGAGCCGGGGAAGAUGCCUUCCUCAGCAGCUGCGAGUCCGCGAAAACGGUCUGCGAGGCGGAGGCCGCCCUGCCAGCCCAGGCCCCUGUCCCCGGCGUCCCGGGAACGGCGGCGGAGCCCGGAUCCGAGGACGCCGGUC